UCGGCCGCAGCGUACGCAGACGCACAGCGGGAAGCUACGUCUACGCUAUGUGGGUGGUUGGGUCGCUGGGUUACAGAGGGGGAUAUAAUAGAAGCAGUCGCUACAUAAGAAUUGGCCGUAAGCUUCGCGGUACCUGGCACACUCUUCCGUGAAGAGUCCUGACGCACCGUGUCUACGCCGGUGUGUAAAAGCACGGGGGAAGCUCUGAGCUUGCGUAUCGACGGCUGUUCAGGCUCCUCGCAACUACCCAUCUCUUCAGUCGCCGCGAAUGAAGAAGCUUCGAGCAGAAGUCGCGGAGGUUUGGGCUCGUGGCUGUCAGACACGAGGAGCCAGGAUCGCGGAGACACCGCCCAGGAGGAAGACCAGGUAAAAGUGGAACCAGGGUGGCUGGGAAUUGCGGCUGAUCAGGAUUGCAGUGCCGGAAGCUGGAAGCAUGUGAAUAUCAGGGGAACGAAGGCAGUAGUAAGUGAAAAGUUUUAGGAGUAUAAAGAAAAUCUAAGGAACCGGAAACAACCAGUUAAAAAAGUCAUAAAUAACAAAUAGGAGGUUCUCAAUCUUCAAAGUCACUAAAUUGAUCUUCCUUAGUUAUUGGCAUCGUGGGUCCUUGGUGAUCGAAAAGUCCAAGUAGCCGAAUAGACAGUGAAAAUAAAUGGAACCAAUAUAAAGAUCGUUAAGAAGAAACUUUGGAAAAUUAAUAAGCGAACGAUCGUACUUCUCUGGACGAGAGCCAGAUAGUGUCAAGUGAGUAAAAGAUUUGGCAAGGGGAAGAGGAGAGAGAGAGAGAGAGAGAGAGAGAGAGAGAGAGAGAGAGUAAGAUAUAAAAAUAAAAAUCUACUACAAGACAGCGAUAGUCCACGAGAGAUGGACCAAAGUGAAAAAUAAAAAAUGAAAAGGAUCGAGCUGAGAUUUUUUCUUUAAUACUGCAAGCGCGUAGGCAUCUUAACGUAAAUGUUUAAAAAGGAAUAGGUAAGACAUAUCAGCCGCGCUUAAAUAUUCAAAAAAAAUAGAGCCUAACGAGAUCGUGAAUACGUCCGAAUAAUCAUAAUAUUUAAAGAAAUUAAGUAAUUCUAGUCCAGACCUUGACAAUAUAAGAGUGGCGUGUGUUCGCGUUAAAAAAAAAAAUACUCUAUAUUAAUAUAACAUAUAUAAACUACAUUAAGUGAAAACGUGACUGUGAAAAUCAUCGACUUGUUUACCUGCCAUUUCCAAUUGACAACCACGCCCUACUUGUCUACUGCUCUAGAAAACUGUUUACUCGUCCACCCUACUCGCACCGAAGCGAUUCACAGCUACGGGAAAGAUGGCGAGUCGUACGAAAGCCCUUUACAAUCAGGUGAUCUUCGAGAGGCGAGUUCUACUUGGGUGUACGGCCCUGGUUGGUCUUUCUGCUUGCGUUUGGGCUAUAGCUAUCGGUACGGACCACUGGUUCACCGUCCAGGUCCCAGACGAGGAGGGUCUGCCCCUUACGGACGCUGGUAAAGAGGGCAGGCGGCUGCUUUAUAGGCAUACAGGAUUAUGGAGAGGCUGUACUAUCGGUAUAAUGCCUGUCGACACAAACAAGUCCGAAAUGAUUCCCUAUAAGGAAUGCAAAUAUUUGGAAAUGUUUCCAACGAAAAAAAUCCUCGAGGGAAAUCCUGGAUUAAACCCGACUGUGAUCAAUUACUCGAGGACCCAAGUCUCCUUCGCGGUGAUGAGUAUGAUCAUCAUGCUGAUGGGAUUCACAUUCUCGAUAUACACGUUUCGUAAUCCGCGAUAUAUGUUCAAGCGGUUAGCUGGCGGAAUUCACUUUAUUACCGAAAUUUUACUAUUUUCAGCCGGGUGCACCAUGGUGGUCAUCCAGGUUCUACUCUCAUCGGUCGAGUACGAAAGCAAAUACGUCUUGCAGACAUUUCCCAAGGGUGCCAUCUUCAGAUACGAUUACUCCCUUAUCUUGGCGUGGUUCGUGUUCCUCGGUAAUCUUGUUUCCGGAUGCGCCUUUAUGUUAUUCUCGAAAAAACGAAAGCGAGAUAAGGCACCGACCGAGGAAAUUGCCAUGGCGGAUGAGCCCACCAUAAUUGGUCGUUAAACAAUUAUUGAAAUAUAAAAAAAAAGGGGGAGGUAACAAAAAAGAAUAACCCCCCGAGAAAUUAUGGGUACGCGUCUUUACGAUUUUUUAAUUUAUUUUAACCGAUAUCAAAGGGAUUACAGGAAUGAAUCGUCGUGCUUAACUUUCUUCAUUUUUCAAAAUGUGCUUUCGAAUUACCCAUAGCUUUUAUUCCCUUCGAUCGUCCGGUAUUCGGACAGCAUACUUGCACCAGGUAUAACGGCAUGACUGAAUUAAAACGUGCUUUUACCGUCGGUCGGUAAUGUAGGUAUCUACCACGAGUUUAACUACGAUAGCCAUGGUGAUCAUAUGAAACAUGUGUUUCGUCAAACUAUUUGCAGAGUUACCGACAGGGCGUUAUUUCUAGAACGUCACGACGCGUACCCACCUAUGAUCAGGGUGCUGAACUACUGAUCUGCCGUAAGACAGAUGGAAAAUCAGGAGGUAAAAAUACAUCGACCAAAGACGCACGCUUUGAAAAUGACAUUUUCUAUUAUUGCGAAUUUCGAUAUCGAAACGAAAUGACAAGACACCAAGUACGCAGGAGCCUCACUUGCUGUGACUCCUGCAUAAUGAUAACAAGCGCCUAACAUAAAUUGCGUCUAUAAAUUCUACUUUGACAAAAGGUACUCUAUACUGUAUAGUUAAGCGCAGAGAUCAGCGGAGGGAAUAUUAAAACAAAAUACUCGUUUAUAAAAAAAUGAGAGAGAAAAAAAUAAGUAUUCGUCCUAAUUUUUUUUUGCGAUCUCAAAAGAUUCGGCAUUAAAUAAACUCAUUAAUUUAUUGUCGGUGAAAAGGAAAAAAAAAAUGUUUAAAUAGAAGAAACAAGUGACUAGCAGACGACUGAAUAACGAGACUAUGGUGCAAUGAAAAAUUAGAUAGAGUGAGAAUGAUUGAUUUCGUAUGAAUUGAAAAUAAAAAAAAACUUGACGCAAUCAUGGCUCACGUUCGUUUUUGGCAUUCUGUCAUUAAUUGCGUCACUAAUAUCAGUCUUGUCAUUGGCUAACACUAUAGUUUAAAAAUUUUUAAUAUAAAGACGUAAACGAUCGUCGUUAUUCUCACUGAUCUUCUCCUCUUCUUCUUCAUCGUCAUUAGCAUAAUCAUUGGCCGCAUCGCGUCAUAAUCAUAAUUACAUUCUAGGGAGAUUUUUUGCUUCCGCCUUAUCGCGAAUAUCUCAUAACCGGAAAUCAACAUUUUUUUUAUUACGUAUCUCGGCCUGUAUCUACACAUAUAUCGAUGCAUGUGUGUAAAUUACGUACGUACUAACUUGACAUGGUCGACGAAAUACCGGAGCACGUGUGUAUAUUAUUUGUAUGGAAAAAAAAGACAAAAAUUAUUAUGAGACUGCGAAAAAUUUUCCCAUCACCUUUAUCGCUUCGUAACGUAUAAGCAGCUGUAAUCUAUUGAUAAAAAGACAUUUGCCAUGUAAAUAAUAUUUACUAUUAUACGGCUUCCUUGCUAGAGGAAUGACGAAUUUUAUGAUAAGAAUCAAAUUUGAAAAAUAACUGAA
Molecule: messenger RNA, 3593 nt
Organism: Cephus cinctus (wheat stem sawfly)
Lineage: Eukaryota; Metazoa; Arthropoda; Insecta; Hymenoptera; Cephidae
Product: transmembrane protein 114
Exons: 7
Coding region: 1301-2065 (254 amino acids)
Cellular component (GO): plasma membrane
Source: RefSeq, a predicted model, not a curated record